UGCGUAAUUCUCCAGAGGAUGUUGGGGGAUUAUCCACGUUACUACUACUGCUGACACUUGUGCAGUUCUUACUAGAAGGGACUUGGUGGUUCAUAUUGCUUUGAAAACAAGCUUUGGGUAGUGCACCCGGGCCCUCUCAUGUACUGCAAAAAGUUGGUGUUGUGACAUGACUACAUAUGGAAUAGGUAAUGACCCUUGUAACAUACAGAUAGCUCAAUAUAAAUUGCACUCUUAAUUCUUAUUCAUUUACAUGCAAUCAAAAUAAGCCGGUAGGGACAGCAAUAGUUGGAUCUGUUGGAUAUUCUGUGAUGGAUCAAUAAGCGUACAAAAACAAGGUGAACGUCUUAGAAAAGGUCCUGUUUUCCAAUUAUAGACUUGUCAAAUGGUUCUUCCACAAAAGGCCACAGAAUCUCUAAGCAUGCAGGAGACAAUGAACAUGACCCCUAGCAGUCUUCAGGAAAAUGGAUUGUCACAGGUGCUGUCUAUGGUUCUCGAGGAGCUUGGGUUGUACUACCAUAAAGAUGUGAAUGGAAUAGAUGCACUAUACAGCUUGCUCCAGGCUCCCUGGCUUCAGUCUUUACUCAAGGUACAUAAUUGUCUCCAGCAAUAUAUACAGCAGAGACCACAACCUGUUUUACAGAAAGCUCGUGUCCUGUCCAGUGAGGUUGUAGAUGCAUUACGUGAGUCUCCCUCUUCUGCUGACUCACGGGAACUGAAGCGCUUGCUACGAGGACCCCACUUCAAGGCAUUGCUCUCUGCUCAUGAUAUGGUUGCACAGAAAGAUUUUGAGCCCAUUCUGCCACCCCUCCCAGACAACAUUCCUGAUAAUGAGGAGGCCAUGCGAAUUGUGUGCCUGGUUAAAAAUAAGCAGCCUUUGGGUGCCACCAUUAAACACCAUGAAAUAACGGGUGACAUCAUCGUUGCCAGAGUUAUACACGGCGGUCUGGCUGAUCGAAGUGGGCUGCUGUAUGCUGGUGACAAACUGGUGGAAGUGAAUGGAGUUUCAGUGGAUGGCCUGGAACCUGAACAAGUUAUUCAGAUCUUGGUUGAGUCAGAGGGGACUAUUGUGUUCAAGCUUAGUCCAGUCGCUGAUCGUUCUAUAAACAGCCACACAAUGCUGUUUGUCCGGGCGAUGGCAGAUUACUGGCCUCAGCAGGAUCCAGCCAUACCUUGUGCUGAUGCAGGUUUACCAUUCCAGAAGGGAGAAAUCCUACAGAUUGUUGACCAGAGCGAUUCUUUGUGGUGGCAGGCAAGAAAAGCCUCAGAUCUCAGUAGAUGUGCUGGACUCAUUCCAUCCAACCAUUUGCUGAAACGGAAGCAACGUGAAUUUUGGUGGUCUCAACCAUUUAUGUCUUACUCCUGCAUUAAAGCAUCUCAGUUGAGCACUAUUGGGGAAGAGGAGGAUAUGAAGAUAGAAGAAAAAUUUGUGGAAGCUGAUGAAGAAACAUUUGAGUCAGAGGAACUAAAAGGAGAAGACGAAUUUAGAGACAAAGAAGGGAACAUCAUUGCAGCUGGUUUCAGAAGAAGUAUGCGUCUUUGUCGAAGGCAGACCCAUAGCAACCAGAUGUCCUGCUAUUCACGCUGCCCAAGCAACUGCUAUCAUACUGCAGCUGCCCCUUAUGAAGAGGUUGUGCGCUAUCAGAGACGCCCUUGUGACCGUCAUAGACUGAUUGUUCUCUUUGGUCCUUCUGGGGUUGGAGUUAAUGAACUGAGAAAGCAACUUAUUGGUUUGAAUCCCUCUGUAUUUCAAAGUCCAGUGCCACAUACCACACGCCAGAAGAAGACGUAUGAAGAAAAUGGUCGAGAAUAUUUUUUUGUGUCAAAAGAAACAUUUGAAAGUAUGGUCUACAGCCACGGCUUCCUUGAAUAUGGAGAAUAUAAUGGACACAUGUAUGGUACAAGUGUGGAAGCAGUCAAAGCAGUUCUAGAUGCGGCAAAGAUAUGUAUUGUUGACUUGGAGCCUCAGUGUAUUACGGGAGCUCGAAGGCAUGAACUUAAACCCUAUAUUAUAUUCAUCAAACCCCCCAGCAGGAAUUGCAUGAGACAAACACGAAAAAAUGCCAGCAUCUUCACAGACUACUACGUAAAUAUGACAUUCAAGGAAGAGGAUUUCCAGGAGAUUGAAGAAUCUGCUAAGAAAAUGGAAGCACAGUUUAGUCAAUUUUUUGAUCAAGUUGUGGUGAAUGACAAUUUAGAAUCUGCUACUGUACAGCUAAUAUCCAUUAUCCGUCGUGCACAAGAUGAGCCUCAGUGGAUUCCAGCAUCUUGGAUCUGUUUGGAUUCCUAGUAAUUACAUGAAUGGAAAAUAUAACUUGGAGUGGCUUUAACAGCUUUAUGCAAAGACUCCAAAUUCUUACAGGACUUAAUAAGUAAUUAUAAAGCAUAGGCAUGGCCAAACGUAUAUAAAUGUAUUUAUCACAGGUACAAAAAUGGUUUAAUUUAAGUAUUACAUUGCUAAUCAAGAGAAAAUCAUCAGUGAAUACAGAGCUGAAAUGCAUUUUUGUAGGGAAAAAUAAUUCUGUGGUUGAGAAAACCAAACCAUGUCUAUCUUCCAAUCUUGCAUAACAUACAUACAAUUUGUCAUUAUUAAAGAAAAAAAUGUCUGUGCCUAUAGAAGCAGAGUCAUGUUGAGUAAAUUACAUCUUAUCUUUCUGCUUAUAUGGUGUAAUAAUCUAGCUUUUCAAAAUGGUGUGUAUCAGCUGAUUAAAACAAGGAGUCUGCUAUAAUUUGUUUUUUUGAGAUCCCACCUUCAAAAGUUACUCCUCGGAGGAAGCAUCUAAAGCGGAGAGAGAAGCUCAGGGACCAUGGAGCACUGAGGUACCUCUGUCCUUUCGGAAUGUUUUUUUAAAUUUUGGAUGCAUUUGGAUUUGGAUAAUUGUUUUGUGUACCAAAUAAAUGUUUUGUGUGUGA
Messenger RNA from Xenopus laevis (African clawed frog), 2910 nucleotides. RefSeq names its product membrane protein, palmitoylated 4 L homeolog (gene mpp4.L). NCBI's taxonomy places the organism in Eukaryota, Metazoa, Chordata, Amphibia, Anura, Pipidae. The coding region runs from base 383 to 2287 and encodes 634 amino acids. The transcript is spliced from 24 exons. The record is from RefSeq and is a predicted model, not a curated record.